Messenger RNA from Alosa alosa (allis shad), 3026 nucleotides. It is a transcript of the gene vil1, whose product is annotated as villin 1. The transcript has 20 exons. Gene Ontology annotation, biological process: actin filament severing; regulation of lamellipodium morphogenesis; cytoskeleton organization. Gene Ontology annotation, molecular function: actin filament binding; phosphatidylinositol-4,5-bisphosphate binding. Gene Ontology annotation, cellular component: cytoplasm; actin cytoskeleton; lamellipodium. Bases 172 to 2673 code for a protein of 833 amino acids. Lineage: Eukaryota; Metazoa; Chordata; Actinopteri; Clupeiformes; Clupeidae. The record is from RefSeq and is a predicted model, not a curated record.
GCCGUUCCAAUCUGAGUGUGGUUAAUAAGUGUGAGCAUGGGGAGGGAAGGGGAGGUGUAGGGACUGAAGUUCACUCACAAAGUGUGAGGAAGAAAGGGCUACAGAGAACUUGACAUUGCCCUGCCGUGGAGUCCAAGAAUCAGGUAUUCCCCAGGAGCUGAAGCUGGCACCAUGCCACAAGUUCAAGUCAAAUCUCAGAUUCCAAAAGUCCUCAAUAAAACAACCCCUGGUCUACAGAUAUGGAGGGUGGAGAACAUGGAGAUGGUGCCUUUCCCCUCAAAAGCAUAUGGCCACUUCUAUGAGGGAGACAGCUAUGUGAUACUCUAUACGCAUAAGACCAGCGGGGCUUACUCCUAUGACAUCCAUUACUGGCUGGGCAAGAACACCUCUCAGGAUGAGCAAGGGGCAGCCGCCAUCUACACCACCCUGAUGGACGACCACCUGGGAGGUGUGGCCGUGCAGCACCGCGAGACGCAGGGCUACGAGAGCGCCACCUUUCGAGGAUACUUCAAGCAGGGCAUCAUCUACAAGAAGGGAGGGGUGGCGUCUGGAUUGAAACAGGUUGAGACUAACACGUACAACAUCCGCCGACUGCUGCAUGUCAAGGGGAAGAAGAAUGUUGUGGCUGGAGAGGUGGACCUAAGCUGGAACAGUUUCAACAAGGGCGACGUGUUCCUGCUGGACAUGGGGAGCCUGAUCAUUCAGUGGAAUGGACCGAAGAGCAACCAUAUGGAGAGACUGAAGGGGGUGAAUCUGGCCAAGGACAUCCGUGACCGGGAGAGAGGAGGCCGAGCACAGGUUACUGUGGUGGAUGGAGAUGACGAGAAGUCCUCCGAGGAGGCCAUGAAACUCAUGAAACAGGUCCUGGGGGAGAGGAGGGACAUCAAAGACCCCAUACCCGACACCGUGGUGGAUGAGAAACUCAAAUCCAGCAUCAAGCUCUUUCACAUUUCAGAUGCACAGGGGAACCUGGUGGUUCAGGAGGUGGCUGUGAAACCCCUGACACAGGACCUGCUAAGGCAUGAGGACUGCUAUCUGCUGGACCAGGGUGGGAUAAGGAUCUUCAUCUGGAAAGGGAAGAUGGCCUCCAAGACAGAGAGGUCUGAGUCUCUGAAUAAAGCAGAGGCCUACAAGAGGGCUAAAGGCUACCCUCAGUCCACUUAUGUCGAGACCGUGAAUGAUGGGGCCGAGUCCGCCAUAUUCAAACAGCUUUUCCAGAAGUGGACGGUGAAGAACCAGACUACGGGGCUUGGGGUAACACACAGCCCUGGGAAAAUUGCCAAGGUUGAACAGAUCAAAUUUGAUGCCACAUCCAUGCAUGCCAGACCUGACCUGGCCGCAAAGCAGAAAAUGGUGGACGAUGGAACCGGUGAAGCACAGGUAUGGAGGAUCGAGGAUAGUGAGCUGGUUCCAGUGGACAGAAGGUGGCUGGGCCACUUCUACGGUGGAGACUGCUACCUCAUCCUCUACGAAUAUGAAGUCAGCAACAAAAAGCACUACAUACUGUACAUGUGGCAGGGCCGUCACGCCAGCACUGCAGAGCUGGCCGCCUGUGCAUACCAAGCUGUGGCCCUGGACCAGAAGUACAAUGGGGAGCCUGUCCAGGUGCGAGUGCCUAUGGGCAAAGAACCUAUGCAUCUCAUGGCCAUUUUCAAGGGCAGGAUGGUCGUGUAUGAGGAAGGAAGUUCCAGAGAAAACUCCUCUCAUGCCAAGCCAGCCGUGCGGCUCUUCCACAUUCACGGCAGCAACGAGUUCAACACCAGCGCCAUCGAGGUGCCAGCUCGCUCGUCCAGCCUCAACUCCAAUGAUGUGUUUGUGCUCAAGACUGAGAACUGCUGUUAUCUGUGGUGCGGAAAGGGAUGCAGUGGGGAUGAGAGGGAGAUGGGAAAAUCUCUGGCGGAUAUCAUCUCCAAAAGGGAAAAGCUUGUCAUUGCAGAGGGCCAGGAACCAGCUGACUUCUGGGUGAACCUUGGAGGGAAAUCCCAAUACGCCAGCAGUAAGAGACUACAGGAGGAGCACGACAACAUCACCCCACGCCUCUUUGAGUGCUCCACCCAGACUGGCACGUUUGUUGCCACAGAGAUCACAAACUUCAACCAAGAUGACCUGGAUGAGGAGGAUGUCAUGCUGCUGGAUAUCUGGGAUCAGAUAUACCUGUGGAUUGGGAAAGGUGCCAAUGAGAAGGAGAAGCAGGAAGCAGUCGUCACUGCUCAAGAAUACCUGCGCAGCCACCCAGCUGGACGUGAUGUAAACACACCAAUCCUGAUGGUCAAGCAGAGUUUUGAGCCUCCCACCUUCACUGGCUGGUUCCAUGCCUGGGAUCCUCACAAGUGGAGUGAUGGAAAGUCAUAUAUGCAGUUGAAGUCUGAGCUCGGAGACGCAACUAACAUCAUCCAGAUUUCAAUGGAGAUGACCAACAGCAACAACUUCAACAGCACCAACAAAAAGGAAUCUUCUGUUAGCAUGGUUCCUACCACGAGGCCCGCCUUUCCUGCAGACAAGCUGAUUAACUGUCUGGCUGAGGACCUGCCUGAGGGGGUGGAUCCCACGAAAAAGGAGGAAUACCUUUCAAAUGAAGACUUUACUUUGAUCCUGGGCAUGGCUCGCAUGGACUUUUACUCCAUGCCCGAUUGGAAGCAGCAGAAUCUUAAGAAGAACAAGGGCUUGUUUUAGAGAGACACACACUGUGAUGAGCACUCCUCAACAUCACUCUUACUGAUGUCUAACAUGAAUCUUUACUUUGUAAUUUUGUUUUGCAGACCAGCUGAUUAAUUGGAAUCACAUUAUUUAUGUACCUACUCUUUAGCAGAAAAUAUGUAAUCAUACAUGUAAUUCCAUUAGUUCCAUCUAGUCUGACAUGCAGCUAUGUUGCCAUUUUGAUAUGCCACUUAAACUCCUCUUUCCGUCACAUUUGGUGGUAUGGAGACUUUGUUCUAAAUACCUUUAACAAGUAGAUUUAUAAUGUUAAUGUAUUGUUUGAUUUUUUUAUUGUAGGAAUUUUGUUAAUUACAAACUAAGUAUAAGAA